Molecule: messenger RNA, 1968 nt
Organism: Penicillium olsonii
Lineage: Eukaryota; Fungi; Ascomycota; Eurotiomycetes; Eurotiales; Aspergillaceae
Source: the annotation of a GenBank genome assembly
AUGUCGCCACGGGCUUUAGUCCUUGAUGGACUAUGGUAUUCACUAUGCCCGUCAUUCACAGCGCUGAGCGUUGGUCGCUCAGCGUAUCCCAAACCAAAGGGACGAUUCUCAAGAAAACCGCUACCUUCGAUCGCUACCGCAAGCUCCCCAGCUCGCCGCUGCUAUAGCACGACCGACGAUUCCCCUGGGCCUCAGCAUUCAAUCACAGAUGCAUCUCGUUCGGAGACAUUGCACUCCGGCAGAUACCACGAUGAGGCCCACGCUCACUGGUCCAGACAACGGACCAACACGCGGAGCACCCGAAAGCCUCUCUCGCGAACACACAAUGUACAGGAAGACCUUCUGAAGCUGAAGAACGAUGCGUUGGAGGCACGGCUUCAAUAUGUCAUGGACAAAAAACCGAAUAUCAGACACAUCACGCAGAUCCUACGGCUGCUCAUUCGAGAUCGCCAUGUACAGCCCAAUGCUCGACAUUAUAAAGCUCUGAUUCUCGCCAAUACUGAUAAUGAACGAGGGUCGCCGCAGCUCGUGCGCGGACUCUUGGAUGAAAUGGAGAGUAGCGGCAUCACCGCGGACUCUGGCACCCUCCACGGUGCACUACAGGUCCUCGCCGUUCACCCGGACUAUCUGCUCCGACAAGAAGUACUGGACAAAAUGCGCGACCGAUGGCUGACGCUCAGUCCGGCCGGAUGGCAUUUCGUGGUGGCGGGACUUUUGCGCGAGAACCAGAUCGAGCUCGCGCUGGAGCAUGUCGCGUUGAUGGAACGGAAGUUCAUUUUCGUUCAGAACUGGCUACACAGUAUAAUUGUCUAUACGCUUUGCGACCACGGCGAGUUGGACGAGGUGUACAGGUUGAUGCAGGCUCGCGUUGAACAGGGCCACGAUAUGACGACACCACUCUGGAUGCAUGUGUUGACAGUGGCGGGCACACAUGACCACUUUACGAUGGCGCGUUAUGUGUGGCGCCGCAUGGUCGACCUGGGUUACAUGAGUCCACUCAUUCCGGUGUGCAAUGACGUUCUUCGGAUGGCCGCGAAGGCUGGAGACACUGAGCUGGCCAAGUCUGUGAUUCGAUACCUUGUCGAGUGCGGCAUGUUGCUUGAUCGCGGACAGUAUGAGCGACUUGUGGAAGCGCACGUGGCAGCCGGUGACCUGGCUGCGGCGUUCGAAACAUUGUGCACUAUGCACGAAACACAGAUCCCGCUAGCGGAUAGUUCGACCGACUGUCUUCUUGCGUACAUGAUCCAAUCUAAAGUGGAUCGGCGGGAGGCAUGGCAGAUGCUCAAGCGGUUGAAGAACGAGAAACGGACCGUGCCCAUCCAGUCCGUCCGUGUGGUGGCCCGGCUCUGUGAGCACAAUGCCCACUCCGAUCCGUCGGUGGUGGACGAUGGUGUCGGGUUCUACAAGGAGCUCUACACCGUCUGCCCGGAGGGAGCAGACGUUCAAAUCUACAACACACUGAUUCGGAUGUGCCGCACGGCCCGAAACCGUGAGUCCGGGAUGUUCCUCGUGAAAGAGAUGGCGUCCCUCGGGGUAAUCCCAAACGGGGGCACGUUCGAGUCGAUCAUUUUAAUGUGUUUGGACGCGGGAAACUUCCGGUCCGGCUUCCUUUAUUUCCAGGACCUGGUCAAGCGGGAAGCGGCAUUGAGUGCUGAAACGCAGGGGGAAAUUCGCACCAUCUGCGCUGGAUCCGUGGAUGAGUUUGCCAUGCGACUGCAGUAUCACCCUUACGUCCGUGACGACGUGCGCAAACUCGAUGAGGAGGUCCAGCAGCAGCGGGAGCGAGCGGCCGAGAAGACCGGUCGCCACCCUAUUCCUCCGGAGGUGCGAAGGUUACGGAUGUCAGACGAUCAACGACGAGAGUUUAACAAGGAGCGUCGAAAGCGGAAACGCCGUCGUCUCGCAAUUGAGCGAAACAUGAAAGAGGAGGGAUGGGAUGAAUGGGAGGUCGAUGCCAAGACGAGUUGA